CUGAGCACUGAUGGAGCUGUGGGUGUCCCUGUUCAUUGCAGUGGAAUCCCAUAUAGGAGUGGAAUCAGAUUACCUUUAAGGGUCCCUUCCAACUCCAACCAUUCAGUGUUUCUAUGAUCCUUCAUAGGGAGGCAGAGAUGGGUUUGCAGUAACUCAUUUCUAUUCACGCUUCUGGGAUUUCUGUUUAAGAAUGGGGAAAAGCAAAACCACAACUCAGCAAAUUGUACUCAGUGGGCAUGGAGGGGAUGGACUGAUGACUGGACUUCAUCUCAGUGGUCUUUUCCAACCUUAAUGCCUCUAUGAUUCUAUGCAUGGAGUGCCCCCAAUUUUGACACGCCGACCCCCCAUCCUUUGAGUAUUUCCAACCUUCGAGGCAGCCCUCGAUUCCACUUCCCUGCGCUGCCUCAUUUCUAUUCCUACUCCUUUUGCCUUGGGUUGCUUUUGGUUUGCCGUGUCUGACUGCGCACAGCAGCAAUGGUAGCUUUGAUCAUCAGUCCUCCAGGUGCCUCCACAGGAUUUUGUGCUGUUUGCAGCCCGCGGGGUCCUGGGGGUCUGCCCUGCCUCCCUGCCGCAGACGUGCAGCUUCUGGGUGCUCCGGAGAAACAUCUUUUGAUAUUUAUAAUAUCAAAGGGCCAAAGAAAUGCAAGAGUGCAACAGCACCGAGGCUGAGGGCGUUGAGCAACCUUUCACCUGGGCUGUGUUGGUUUUUAAGCAUUGCUGUUCUCUGAAAAUCCAUCAUUUUGGAUUUUUUUUUUACUUCAUUCUCUAAAGAGCGCAUUGUAUUUGCUCUCACCUGCGGCGUGAUAAGUGUUACCAUAUGCUUUGUCCAAACUUGAUUAUGUUUAGGGUUCUUUUUUUUUAAGCACUUCUAGUGGUAGCUUAGUGCUCAGUGCUCUUCUGCAGUGUGUUUUUGAGCCAGGCAGAGUGCCAGCGCGUCUGUCGGAGGAAAUACUCCUGGCUGGAUCCUGGAGAAUAGGAGCUCGAAUUCCCUCUGAAGUGUGAGAGCUCGAUUCCCACAGGGGCACCGCUGGAAGAACCUUUAUGGGCUCCUAAUGACAUGCAGGUGGACGAUUUGCUUACGAUAAUUAAGGUCAACAUGGAUCUAUGGUUCUUUGUCCUUUUGCUUGGAAGUGGCCUGAUCAGCGUAGGUGCUAACAAUGUCACAACAGAGCCACCCACAACAGUGCCCACCUCCACCAGGAUCCCCACCAAAGCUCCUACAGCAAUUCCUGAUGGUGGGACGACGCUGAGAGUGAGCAGCCUCACCGUUAGCUCUCCGAUGACCACUUCUACCCCGGCGUCGGAGCCUCCUACAACCACAGCCACCAGCAUCUCCCCCAAUACCACCACUGCCAGCCUCAAUGCCUCCACUCCAGGGGCAUCAGUGCCCACCUCUGCCUCUGUGGCCAUCUCUCUGCCACCCAGCGUGACACCGUCUGCCCCGCACACUGCACUGCCCAGCACAGAAGCGGAGACGACCGAGAGGAACGUCAGCGCGACGGUGACGACGCAAGAGACCUCUUCUGCAUCCCACAACGGUAACUCUGACAGAAGAGAUGAGACUCCAAUUAUCGCCGUGAUGGUGGCCCUGUCCUCCCUCCUAGUCAUAGUAUUUAUUAUUAUUGUGCUGUACAUGUUAAGGUUCAAGAAAUACAAGCAAGCAGGGAGUCACUCCAACUCCUUCCGCCUGCCCAACGGUCGGACAGAUGAUGCAGAGCCCCAGAGCAUGCCGCUGCUCGCCAGGUCCCCCAGCACCAACAGGAAAUACCCACCUCUGCCCGUCGACAAGCUGGAGGAGGAGAUCAACCGCCGCAUGGCAGAUGACAACAAGCUCUUCCGAGAAGAGUUCAACGCUCUCCCAGCGUGUCCCAUUCAGGCCACAUGUGAAGCUGCUUCCAAGGAGGAGAACAAGGAGAAGAACCGCUACGUGAACAUUUUGCCCUAUGAUCAUUCCAGGGUUCACCUGACUCCUGUUGAAGGGGUUCCUGACUCUGACUACAUCAACGCCUCCUUCAUUAAUGGGUACCAAGAGAAAAACAAGUUCAUUGCUGCACAAGGACCAAAGGAAGAAACAGUGAAUGACUUUUGGAGAAUGAUUUGGGAGCAAAACACAGCAACGAUUGUCAUGGUGACCAACCUGAAGGAGCGGAAAGAGUGUAAGUGUGCUCAGUACUGGCCAGAUCAGGGCUGCUGGACAUACGGGAACAUCCGCGUUUCGGUGGAAGACGUGACGGUGCUGGUGGACUACACCGUGCGCAAGUUCUGCAUUCAGCAGGUAGGUGACGUCACGAACAAGAAGCCUCAGCGCCUGGUGACGCAGUUCCACUUCACCAGCUGGCCCGACUUCGGGGUGCCCUUCACCCCCAUUGGGAUGCUGAAGUUCUUGAAGAAGGUGAAGACGUGUAACCCCCAGUAUGCAGGAGCAAUAGUAGUGCACUGCAGCGCUGGGGUGGGACGCACGGGCACUUUUAUCGUCAUCGACGCCAUGCUGGACAUGAUGCACGCCGAGAGGAAGGUGGACGUUUAUGGCUUCGUGAGCCGGAUCCGGGCUCAGCGCUGCCAGAUGGUACAGACAGAUAUGCAGUAUGUGUUCAUAUACCAAGCACUGCUGGAGCACUAUCUCUACGGUGAUACAGAACUGGAGGUGACCUCGUUAGAAAUCCACCUCCAGAAGAUCUACAACAAAGUGCCAGGGACCAGCAGCAACGGGCUGGAAGAGGAGUUCAAGAAGCUCACUUCCAUCAAAAUUCAGAACGACAAGAUGAGAACGGGCAACUUGCCAGCCAACAUGAAAAAGAACAGGGUGCUUCAGAUAAUUCCAUAUGAGUUCAACAGAGUAAUCAUUCCAGUGAAGAGAGGUGAAGAAAACACAGACUACGUUAAUGCUUCUUUUAUUGAUGGCUAUCGCCAGAAGGACUCCUAUAUCGCCAGCCAAGGGCCACUGCAGCACACGAUAGAGGACUUCUGGAGGAUGAUCUGGGAGUGGAAAUCCUGCUCCAUAGUGAUGUUAACAGAGCUGGAGGAGAGAGGUCAGGAGAAAUGUGCCCAGUACUGGCCUUCUGAUGGCUCUGUGUCCUAUGGAGACAUCAACGUGGAGCUGAAAAAAGAGGAGGAAUGCGAGAGCUACACAGUGCGGGACCUGCUGGUGACAAACACCAGGGAAAACAAGAGCCGACAGAUCCGACAGUUCCACUUCCAUGGCUGGCCAGAGGUUGGGAUCCCCAGCGAUGGGAAGGGAAUGAUCAACAUCAUCGCAGCUGUGCAGAAGCAGCAGCAGCAGUCAGGCAACCACCCCAUCACUGUGCACUGCAGUGCCGGAGCAGGAAGAACAGGAACCUUCUGUGCACUGAGCACUGUCCUGGAAAGGGUGAAAGCAGAAGGGAUUCUCGAUGUCUUUCAGACAGUGAAGAGUUUAAGACUACAGAGGCCGCAUAUGGUGCAGACACUGGAACAGUACGAAUUCUGCUACAAAGUGGUGCAGGAAUACAUCGACGCCUUCUCAGACUACGCCAACUUCAAGUGAAAAAUUACAACAAACAACCUGAAACAAAUGACAGAAGAGUUGCCUUCUUUAAUAUUUUGUAAUAUUCUGUUUGUUAAUAUACCCCUCCCCCAAAAUAUGUGUAUAUAUCUUAACUGUUUUAGAGGUUGGUACCAUAAGCUUCAUAUUAGCUGGAGAUUUUAUAUGUAGCAAAGUGUUAGUGCAGAUACUGUCAGCUCCUUUUUUUUCCAAUGUUUUAUUGGGGAAUUAAAUAGCGUGAUGUUUGGAUUAAUAUUGUCACACCAUCUCUCUUCUGGAGAGUUGAUACAGGCUGUUAUUUUGUUUGUAAAUCUUUUUUUUUUUCUUUUCUCUUGAGGGAGUAAAGCCUUUUUUAAGAAAAAACAAAAAACAAAAGGAAAGAAUAAUUCUGGAUCUCAUCUGAACCAAUAACCCACAAGCAAGCACAAGCUUUUGCAAACCUGCAGGGAAAUGGUUUCACAUUUUUCUGCCAGUCAGCUCUUUAAAAUAAGGAGAAAAGAAACCAAA
Molecule: messenger RNA, 4027 nt
Organism: Lagopus leucura (white-tailed ptarmigan)
Lineage: Eukaryota; Metazoa; Chordata; Aves; Galliformes; Phasianidae
Gene: PTPRA
Product: protein tyrosine phosphatase receptor type A
Exons: 23
Coding region: 1058-3523 (821 amino acids)
Biological process (GO): protein dephosphorylation
Molecular function (GO): protein tyrosine phosphatase activity
Source: RefSeq, a predicted model, not a curated record